AUCUCAUAUAUACAUCUCUAGGAAUUACCUACAAUCAGCAACUUCUUUAGUUCUGGUUGCAAAAAACUAGAGAAUUUUCUAUUCCAAAAAUUAAAAGAAGAAAAAAAUAGAGACAUGGACAAAGUUAUGCGCAUGGUUGUUGUUGGUGCUUUAGCCAUUGCAACUUUACUACAAGUCACAACAGCACAAACAGUGCAUGUUGUUGGGGAAGAUACAGCUUGGACUAUACCAGUCAGUGGCUCUGUAGUUUACACAACCUGGGCCUCUAAAAACACCUUCAAAGUUGGCGACACCCUAGUUUUCAAUUUUGCCACCAGCAGACAUGACGUGCAAGAAGUAGCAAAAGCCUCAUUUGAAGAGUGCAAUACCAAGAAUGUUAUAGGCAAAUCUAUCACAACAGGGCCAGCAAAUGUUACACUUGAAUCUCCUGGUGAACAUUAUUACAUUUGCACAGUUGGGAAGCACUGUCUAGCUGGUCAGAAACUGGCUAUUACAGUUUCAGGCACCUCCAAUGCUCCACGUCCUUCUUCUUCUUCCUCGACGGUCGUGUUCGCCAGUUUUCUGCUCAGUUUGUCUUCCAUUGCAUUGGCCAUUUUUAUUUAAGCAUAUCUAUAUAUAAGUAUACCUGAAUUCAUAUCGAACUCAUGAUUUGAUUCAGUUUAUUUGGGGCUAAAUUCUACUA
Lycium barbarum (goji berry) is the source of this 682-nucleotide messenger RNA. RefSeq names its product umecyanin-like. Lineage: Eukaryota; Viridiplantae; Streptophyta; Magnoliopsida; Solanales; Solanaceae. Gene Ontology annotation, cellular component: plasma membrane. The coding region runs from base 115 to 603 and encodes 162 amino acids. Gene Ontology annotation, molecular function: electron transfer activity. The transcript has 2 exons. The record is from RefSeq and is a predicted model, not a curated record.